Aspergillus terreus NIH2624 is the source of this 2085-nucleotide messenger RNA. Its product is annotated as alpha/beta hydrolase. Gene Ontology annotation, molecular function: hydrolase activity. The transcript has 4 exons. Bases 1 to 2085 code for a protein of 694 amino acids. NCBI's taxonomy places the organism in Eukaryota, Fungi, Ascomycota, Eurotiomycetes, Eurotiales, Aspergillaceae. The record is from RefSeq and is a predicted model, not a curated record.
AUGGACUCCCUUCCAGACCCGAACCCGCCGGGGACUAUAACGGCGUGGGAUGUUGUGCAGACAGGCAUCACCCUGUGUUUCCGACUGCCAUGGACGGUCUUUGCAACGCUUGUCCGGCGCUGGUCGCCAUGGUCUUCGUAUAGACCUCCGCCGCUAAAAGAACACCUCUUCCGCCAUGUCAUGACCUGUCUGGGGAACCAUGUCCCCCAGUCAAUUUGGAACCGGUCCUUUGGCGAUCCCACCGGCGCCAGCCUACUCACCUCAACCCGAUACUCGCACCUCAGCAAACAGUUCUUCCGCCUCGUCCGUAAACCCGAAUUCUCCGGGUACUGGUUCUGUCGCGGCCUGUCUGUCGACCCAAUCGACCCUCGCAAAGCCGAUCUCGUCAUUCUGCACGCCCACGGCGGCGGUUACGCCCUCGGCCACCCGUCCGCCUCCGCGCCGGAGCAUCUCCUCCUCGCGGAAAUCCUCCACCGCCACGGCAUCACCACAGCCAUAUUCUCCCUCGACUACACGCUCAGCCCGACGGGCAAAUUCCCCAAACAGCGCGACGAGAUCCUCGCAGCGUACGACUGGCUGCGCGGCGACAUGGGCGUCGACAGCGGUCGCAUUGUCGUCAUGGGCGACUCAGCCGGCGGACACCUCAUCCUGACCCUGUUGGUCGGGCUGCACGAGCGCGAGCUGGCGUCGAAUUUGCAGCUGGGCGAAAAGGCGGACAAGCCGGCCGCUGCGGUGUUGGUGAGCCCGUGGGUGAACCUGUACACGUCGCAUCCGCGGUUUCUGGAGCUGCAUUGGGAAGAGCGGUUGUUCAAGUUGUCGCUGGAUACGUGGUGCUCGACGCUGUUCCAGGGGACGCCGGAGAGUAUAAUGAGGGUGUAUGGGAAUUUUGCGGUUGCGCAGGCGGAGCGUGGCUCGUGGGUGGAUAUCCUCCCGCGACGCACGUGGGUGUCUACUGGGUCUGAGGAGUUGGCGUUUCGGUAUGAUAUUGAGGAUUUUGUUGAUGCUGCGAAGCACGAUGGUGCGAGUGUUGUGCUGGAGGUGGAGCAGGGAAAGGAUCACUCGUGGCAAUGUGCGGAGGCUUUCAGCCAGCAUGCGCGGUUACUUGAUGUCGCAAUGGAUGUGGAUGAUGAGACGGUCCAUGAUCGCGACCGAGCCGCCCCAUCCACCCCAGAAGCAGACCUUGCCCUUGGGCAGCCAGUCGAGAUCUGCCGUCGGCAGACCGUAUCCCAUACCGAAGCGCAGAGGCACGCCGAUGACCAGAUCGGGGCCGUUGGUCUGCUCCUCGAAGAUCUUAUCAACGAUAGCCUGAGAGAGGAACCGACGCCCAUCCACCGAGCACCCACCAUGCGUCACGAUCGACAGAAGACGGUUGAGUCCCGCCGCAUUGGCGAACCCAGCAUACGAGCCGACGCCCACAUUGCGGAACUCGGGGUGCUUCUCCGGCACGGGCAGGAAGGUGUCCGCGUUGAGCGGAUCGAUGAGCUCUUCGUGGAGGAACUGGCCCAGCGAUUUCCCCGUGACGCGCCGGACAAGCUCCCCGAUGAGGUAGCCCUGCGACUGCAAGUGGUAGCCCGACUGCGUGCCCGGGGUCCACCACGGCUUCUGCUGAAUGAGUUUCUGCGUCGUACCCGCAAAAUCGAACAGCUCGGAGAGCUGCAAAGGGGGAUCCCACGAGGGCAGCCCGGCGCUGUGGCUGAGGAAAUGGCGGACUUGGAUCUCGUCACGGCCGUCACCGCCAAACUCGGGCCAGUAUUUGGUGACCGGGGCGUAGAGAUCCAGCUGUCCGCGGUCGGCCAGGAGAAGAACCGCCAGCGCCAUCCAGGUCUUGGUCGUCGACCAGACCGGCACGAUGGUAUCUUCCUUCCAUGGUUUCGUCUUCGCGGCGUCGGCAUACCCGCCCCAGAGGUUGAUGACGGUCUUGGCGCCGAUGCUCACGCAGAGAGAGGCGCCGACCUCGUUGCCGGACUUCACGUGCUGCUCGAAGGCAUCGCGGACGGCAGCAAAUGCAGGAUCACAGGUUCCGUGGACUUCGGCCAUGAUGAGUUUGUUGGUGCUGAUCUUACACCCGGCUUGAAGCCGGGUUGA